AUGGGAAACAUCGGGCUAAGGCAGCGAGGCCAUGGAGUUCAGAAAGUCGGCACAGCACUUGCGGCGCUUUUUCCAUGGGCCUCUGCAUGUUUCACUGAGCCCUUUCAGCCGCUGGGUGGCCGCGCCACUCAGGGCGAUACGGCGCAGGGCCCGAAGGCGCUAAAACGGCGACGGUCGACAGGUUUCAACCAGCGGGCACGGCCAUCUUUUAGCCGCCGUUGGCUCCCGGGAGGGGGAACGGCGCCGGUGAUGGGACCGACGCGUGAUGGUUCCUGGCCUGAACCUGGAACUCCCUUCGUCUCGUUCUCACACCUCGUUAUUAAUCCGGAGAGGGGACCUGCUAGUCUCAUUAAAUUGUCCACUAGUAAGUCCAUUCAACUCAACCCUUUACCAUGGAACCUUCCCCCGGACCACCAUCUCCGCCCGUCGGGUGUUCCCAGCUUCCCGUUCCCUGAAGCUUCCGACUUCACACAAUGGUCUAGUCCUUUCCCCGAGCAAUGCUGUUUUCUAGCGGCUUCUUUCGCUUCUAUCAAGCAAGGGGGCGAGGAAGGAUUCGGAUCAUUUCAAUUGGAAAGCAGAUGUGGCUGCCCAAGUCAAGAUCUCCCGAGGAAGGGAAUGUUAAAAGGCGAUCUCCGAGGGGAAGCAGAAGUUGCAGCAGCGGGAAACAACCAUGAAAUUCCGGGGGGGUCAUGUGGCCUGGGGAACAUAACCAGAAAUCCACAGGAAAGAACAGAAAAAGAAUGCAGCAACGACUUGGCAGGCCCGCUUCUUUUGCCCCCCAAGAAUGGACAAAAACUCACUUUGUUCCUGACGUCGCCUCUUAUCGCCUCUUUUCCUUCCACGUUCCUCCAGAGCUCGUCACGGGACGGUUCGGUCUCAAUCAAUAGUGCCUUGGCCACGGCUCUUGGUUGCUGA
Aspergillus niger is the source of this 915-nucleotide messenger RNA. RefSeq lists its product as hypothetical. The transcript has 2 exons. The record is from RefSeq and is a predicted model, not a curated record. NCBI's taxonomy places the organism in Eukaryota, Fungi, Ascomycota, Eurotiomycetes, Eurotiales, Aspergillaceae. Bases 1 to 915 code for a protein of 304 amino acids.